GACAACCGGAGCAGACGACAACAAACUUUUUUUUUCCCCACCUAGCGAUCCUGUUUCCCAGAAGCUGAGAGCGACGUGGGGGAAAAACCCUCGUCCGAAAUUAUCACAUCUGACAGCACUUCAUGGAGCAGGGCACAGUGUGAGGCACCAGACCUAGUCAGCCUGCGCCUUUCUUUUCCACCAAGGGGAUGUCAGAGCCCGCGCAAAAACAUGGCCACCACCAAGCGCGCUGUUAUGUUGGGAGUUGUGCUUGUCGGCCUUUUGAAUUCGGUUGGGACAAGUAACAGUUCCUUUGUCUUAAGAAAACGACGCACGGAUGCAGAUGUCAUGCUUGACCAACUCGGAAGUAAACUUUGCCCCCAAGAAAACGUUGUUUGUCACUGUGGGACGGACAUGGCGACUUCUGUGGUCCAGGCACGACAGUGUCGCGUAUACACACAAUGGGGAGCUACAUGUGAGCCUUGUCCCAAGCAGCAAGUCUGCAAGAGGCUUAAAGACUGCCUGAGAUGUCAGGCCAACAACCCGGCCGGCAUUUGCGCCGAGUGCCACCCAGGCCGCUAUGGAAACAACUGCCAGGACGAACUUCCGUGCCGUCUCCCGGAAAUUAAACCACCGAUGAACAUUGCAAUAAUAAGCAGGAAACGGCGCGCCAAGAGCAAGCACCCGGACAAGGUGACGUUUAAAGCACAGUUCUCUUGCCAAGAUGGCGCCACGCUCAACGGCACUCGGGUCAGCAGGUGUCUGCCCAACGGCCAGUGGAACAAACCCUUCCCAACAUGCGAGCUGUGUGCGAUGGAGCCUCGCCACAUUGAGGGAGCAAGGGUCAAAGAGCACACCCCAGGCUACGUGGUGUACGAGUGUGACUUGGGUUUCAUGGCUGAGAAAGGCAAACCAUCCCAAGCAAUCCUGCGGUGUAACAAUGGGGAAUGGAUUGGAGACAUCAUCGAAUGCAUUCCAAGAGCCAGGUGCCUUGAGGUGCCGAUCUUUCACGGUGCCAGGCAGGUGGAGGCGCACUCUCAAGUAAGCGGCAGUUAUUUUGAAGACGACCGGCUGGUGUUUCAAUGUGAGCAGCCAUCUUCUACGCCACGCAGCUUUAUCUUCACCUGUAAAAACGGCCGGUGGCAGGGAGAGACUCCCACCUGUGAAAUGGCUGGCUGUGCGAGGUUUGAGCUGGAGGACGCUAAUGUAAGCUUAGAGAACUCUGAUGGCGAGUGGAACACUGCGCCCGUCGGCGCCACUGUGCAGAUUCACUGUGGUGGUGGACGCCUGCCACACCCGUCCUCCGGGCUGGUAACGUGCACACAAAAUGGCCGCUGGGAGCCCCCAGCCCCACAGUGUAUUAGUCUGCACGGUUCUUGUCAAAAUCGCUGCCGGCUUACCAAAUCAGAGGAUGUUGAAAUCACUCCAGACUGGAGUGAGAUUCUGCCCGGGCAAACGGUGAAGUAUACCUGCAAGGAAGGAUCUUUUCGCCAGGGGCCAGAAGAGCGGAUCUGUCUGUGCAAUGGAACUUUGACAGGCACAGAAACCUCCUGUUCAAGAAUAAGAACUUGCAACAUCACCCACAUAAGAGAGCCUUUAAAAUUCUGCAGAGGCCUGCAUUGCUCUAGCAAGUCGAAGAACGGGUGCAAGCAGGAAACGUACAUCCCAACCUAUGAGAUACCCGAGGGCCUGGUGCUGGACCAGACAGUCAUCGAGUUUUACUGUGAAGACGAGGAGAGGUACGAGCUGAAGGAGUCGUUCCGAGCCCAGUGUUUGCCAGACAAAGGGCCGAUACAGGUGCCUUCAUGUCGCCCCAGGUGCGGUCAGCGCUUUCCAGACAAAAAGCCUCGCGUGCAGGGUGGACACAGUACCAAGGUAAACGAGUGGCCGUGGCAAGCGGCCAUCCAAGAGGGAGACAGAACCGUUUGUGGUGCUGCGCUGGUGUCGGAUAAGUGGGUCAUCACCGCUGCACACUGCGUGACUGAGGUCAACAGCACCACGCCCAAGUCACCGCGUGCUGUGAGAGUGGUUUACGGUGCUACAAAAAUGGACGAGUUCCGACAAAAUGCACAGGUCAUUCAGAAGAUCCACGUCCACGACGACUACAAUCCACGUGACUACACACACGACCUCGCUCUGCUGGAGCUCAGCGCCGUCGCCCUUAUGUCCAAGCGGGUGGGGCUGGUGUGCCUCCCCACUUCAACCGAAUGCACCCAGAAGCGUUUUUCUUCUGGCACACGGGGAAUAGUGACCGGGUGGGGCAGGAUGGGAGAGGGACUAUUCCCUGAACUUCAAGAACUGAACAUGACUGUCAUUGAAGGCGAACCGUGCCGAGAUUAUUUCAUCCAACAGGGUUAUACAAUGGCAGACAGACUCAGUCAAGACACCUUCUGCUCUAUUAGUGAUGACAGUACACAGAAUGCAGUGGAAGGCGAUUCGGGUAGCCCGUUUGUCGUUCAAGUGGAGAACACCUGGGUCCUGGAGGGUCUGGUCAGCUUCGGCCACUCGGAUGAAUUCGACACGAACCCCAAGGAGACCACCAAAAGCAGGGCCUGCAACUCCGACAAGUGCUACACAGGCUUCACGCGAGUCAGCAGUUACCUCCCUUGGAUCUACGACAAGCUCGGCAUCAUCGCCGACGCGGACCGGUGUGUGCAUUGAGGGUGACGGGAGGAGGUCUGGUGUGAGGAGAAGGGGUAGGAAAGGGGCACACGAUAUCAUCCUACCCGCUGUUGCUGAUGUUUCACUCUUUUCUCUCUUAUUAACAUUUAGGCGAAAGAUGAGCUUCAGAGGACGGUGGACUUUCCGAAAAUUCGCUUAAUGCUUAAUAAUAGUCAGAGUUUGACACCUUUCGUUCCGUCGAUUCGCUGAAGUAUUUGUUCAUAAGUUUUACCACUGAUUCCUAAUGUGUCUUUAUUCGUAUCCAGGGGCUUGAUGUAUGAAACAGAACAGAAGCCGAAGUCCAGGACUUUACAAAACGGACCGUUCUGUAAGAUUUAUAACAAACGACACUAUUUUCUUUCUGUUGCCGAUGUUGUAAUAAUAAUAAUAAUAAUAAUAAUAAUAAUAAUAAUAAUAAUAAUAAUAACAUAUAGCAUAGAUCCCCAUUUUAAGGUAGGAAAUAUGGACUGCACAAAGACAAAAUACUGAAAUUUAGAAAUACAGACCUAAAAAGGAGGCAUACAUAGACCAAAGCAUAUCAACAAAGACACACGGAGAGAACUAUCUAACAUAAAAGUGCGAGAUCCCGCAGUCAAAACGAGAUGGGGAAAGGUUGGUUUGAGCACUGGGCUGGAAGUUGUUUUGAAUAAAUUUUUAAGCGGGCAACACAAUGAAGAGCAGAGUACAAGGGCUAUCAAGUCCUGCCAGCAAGAAAACAGUGCACAUCGAGCAAGCACUUUCAAAUUUUAUUUUAGGGUGAGCUUUGCGAGCUUGCAUUGGGUUAUUGGAACUGCUUGCAUCUUGUGCAAAAUUUUAAUCCCGCCUUAUGUGUACUGAACAACAACUGACACUUUCUGAAAAGUACAUCACAGCGGAAGACUCACUGGCAGAGAACGAGGAGUGGCCAACAAUUACAAGCUGAUUGUUUACGUCCGGUAGCAUUUUUUACUUGUUAUUUUCACACUAUUUUCACCUCCUAGUUGGCGAUAACGAGAAGAAACUGACCCACGGCAGUUCGUAGAAACCUCCAGUCGGGACAUCCCCUCCGUUUACUAAACGGUUAAAAAAAAUCCUUUAAAAUUUAUUCAGUUUAAAAACGCAUCAGUAGGGAGCCGCCUGUAUUUUAACAAUAAAUGUACCUGCCAAAAUGUCGAAGAUAUCUUAUUGUCAAGCAAAGACAAUCGUGAUUUUUUAUUUUUAAUUUGAGAAUACCGUUAAAGUUUAGGCUGUGUUAGAAACUUUGUUCAGUUUUGCCAUGUGUCUGCAUGUGUGUGUGCGCGUGCGAGAGAGAGAGAGAGAGGGGAGGGGGCCGAGUGGUAUGUUAUCAACAUCUCACAAAAAAAAUUAAAAAUUAAAAUCAAAAAUAAUUUUCUAUGGAUGAGGAACGUUGAAAGAGAACCUGUAUACAGUCAUUGCUGUUUUUGUUUUGUUUUUUUAAUUUUACUCUUGAUACAGUAACUUAGUGCUUACCUUUACUUGUUUCAUAAACGACUCGAUACCCGAGAACUGAUUAUUAGUAUCGUAACUUGUAUUAAAAUGUUUUAGACUGUGAAAAUCACAUGUUUUUCUGCCUACCCGAGUGCUUUUUCCUUCUUUUUAUGUAAUUCUUUUGGAAUCCUUUAGAUUGUUUUGAUAUUUAAUACCUGAUUACAAUUUGUACUUAUUAUUUUUUGUCAAAUGUCAUUACGCUCCUAGUGACAAUGUAUGGGUCAUCUUGUGGAAAAGGAUUUCGUAAGCACAUUAGAAAGAAGAAGAACAGGGUAUUGACAUUGUUGAACGAAAUCCUCUUUUAGGUGGUGUUAAAAUAAAGACCCAAUCUAAAUGAGAA
Messenger RNA from Pomacea canaliculata, 4468 nucleotides. Its product is annotated as limulus clotting factor C-like. The record is from RefSeq and is a predicted model, not a curated record. NCBI's taxonomy places the organism in Eukaryota, Metazoa, Mollusca, Gastropoda, Architaenioglossa, Ampullariidae. The transcript has 17 exons. Bases 211 to 2640 code for a protein of 809 amino acids. Gene Ontology annotation, molecular function: serine-type endopeptidase activity. Gene Ontology annotation, biological process: proteolysis.